Messenger RNA from Paramecium pentaurelia, 1583 nucleotides. Lineage: Eukaryota; Ciliophora; Oligohymenophorea; Peniculida; Parameciidae. The record is from the annotation of a GenBank genome assembly.
AUGUCAAAAUAAUAGCAAUAGCAACUCUCAUAUAUAUGCAAAGACACACAAAACCAAAAAAGCCAAGGUCAAAGUAAUAGAAGAGUAAAUAUAAAUGAUCUUAUUAUUAGAUGAAUAACAAUCAAAACAACUUUGAUGAAAAAAAUGUUUAAAAUCAAAAAAAAUAAAAUAAAUACAAUAGAAGAAACAAUUCAUAAGAAAAAUAAUAGAAUAGCCACAAUCACCAAUCUUAACCUGUUAUAGGUACUUAUAAAAAUAAUUUCUUCAGCGAGAGCUCAAAUUAAUCAACCAUAAAAUAAAAUUUAUGAUUCUUAAACAUUAAUUUCAGCAUAUCAUGAAUUACUUUAACCUCCAAAAGAAAUUGAGGAAUUCUUUGAAAAAAUACCACAUCUUUUUACAUUGGUUUCUUAAAAACCUUUAAUUUCAUCUUCAAUAUAAUUCAACCAUAGUGAUGAAGAUGAGCCAAAGUGGAUGCACAAUAAUGAGAAUUUUUAGAUCAUUGAUAUUGAAAAUGAAAUGGAAAAAAAGAGAAUAGAAUAUUAAAAAUAACAUGGAACAUUUGAAAAAAAACAAGAGGAAAAAUCUAAAAAAUAAAAUGAAACUAAUUCAGAAGAAAUAUCAGAACUUUAAUAAGCAAAAGAGAAAUAUAGAUAAUUAAGAGAAUAAGAGGAAAAAUAAUUAUAGGUUGCCAAUGAAACCAAAGCUAAAUUAUAAGAAUUAUUUACCUUUUCUGAAUAAGAAUAACCAAAGCUUGUAAAUUCAAUCAACACAAAAAUACUAUCAGUAGAAGAAGUUGAAAAAUAAGCAUUAAUUUCUACAAGUAAUAAAUAGAAAGAUAUCAUCAAAAUUGAAUAACCAAAAUAAAAUACUUAAUUUUGUUUUAAUGACUUUAAUAACAAUGAAUCUGAUUUAUUUUUUGAAUAAUUAGAAGAAAUGGGAAUUCAUAUUCAAAGGAAACCACAAGUAACUUAAUAGCCUAUAAUUAAAAUUUCAAGGGAGAAAAUUAAAACUGCUCCUUUUUCACUUUAAGCCUAAUUACAUUCUAGAUCUACAAAAGAAUCAUUAUGGUAUUAUAUUGAUAAUUUUGGAAAAGUAAAAAUAUUUUUAAUGUUAAAUUUUAGAUAUAAGGUGGAUUUACAACAGAAAAUAUGGAUUAAUGGUUUGAACAUAAAUAUUUAAAAGCAAAGUUAAAUAUUUCUUGGGAAAUACCAGGGAAAUGGAUUACAUUAGAAUAAUAUUUAAUUAAUUUAGAUCAAAUUGAAAAAAAACUAUUAGAUCCAAAAAGUGCAAUGGAUCCAUUAACACUCAAAACUAAUAUUAAUAAUAUUUAAUUAAAUAAUCUAUAGUAAUUAUAAUAAAUUAAUACUUUUAAUGUGAAUAGUUUUCAAAAUUAAUAAGUUAAUGCUUAUCAAUAUUAAUAGAUAAAUAAUAAUUAAUAUCUGUAGUAUCAAAAUUAAUAAAUGAAUAACUAAUAAAAUAAUGUAAAUAAAAAAAAAAAUAAUAAUAAUUAAAACAAUAAUAAUGGUAAAGUCUAGCAAAAUAAUAGAUAAGAUUAUCAAAAAAAUAAUUAAUCAUUAUAUUGA